Megalops cyprinoides (Indo-Pacific tarpon) is the source of this 689-nucleotide messenger RNA. RefSeq names its product speriolin-like protein. The transcript has 3 exons. The coding region runs from base 1 to 627 and encodes 208 amino acids. NCBI's taxonomy places the organism in Eukaryota, Metazoa, Chordata, Actinopteri, Elopiformes, Megalopidae. The record is from RefSeq and is a predicted model, not a curated record.
AUGGCAAGCUACGAGUCGUUGUGCUCGCAGCUAGAGAAACUGCGUUGUGAAAACGCGGAAUUACGAAUGAUGCUAGAUAUAGUGAAGGAGAACUACGAUCUACAGUCCAAGUUGAGCACUCAAACCAUCGAUGAGACAGUUGGGCGCGAAGUGCCAACAGACUCCAGGAAGCUGGAGCGACUUGUGGGAGAGGUUGCCUUCCAGCUAGAGCGCCGGAUUCUGUUUCACGUGUUUCCAGGACAGGCCAGGCUGUAUGGGUUCACUGUACUCAAUAUACAUGAGAAGAUCAUCCAGGUCUCCAGGCACCCUUUGACAGGGAAGGUGGAUGAGGCCUACCGCUACCAGCUGUCGCAGCGCCACAUGGAACUGAUGAACAAGCUUCAUGCGCUAGGCUACAGUGCAACUCUGCACGGCCCCUUUGCCGAGUAUAUCGUCAACACCUAUGGCAUCCUCAAACAGCGGCCCGACCCCUAUAGUGCUGAGGAGCUGGGCUACAACAACCCUGAAUUUUUGCGCAACGUUAUCAUCAAAAUUGCACCCUCGAAGCUACUCAAAGACAUGCUGUGCCUGUUCAGCUGCCUUUGCUUCAUGGCGAGGCAGGAUGGCAAGCCCCUCUUCCUGUGGUAGAUUCCACAGUCAUACAUGCAACCCAUUUUGCUCCAAUGGCGUAAAUACAUAAAAAUAAAGCA